UUAUUUUAAUAAUACAACAAAACUAAACCUAAAUGUUACGUGUUUAAACAUAUUUUUUCUCUCACUUUUUCUUUAACUUUCUAUUCUCUUUUGCAGUUAUGCAACACGUCCGUAAUUGUGGUCCCCAAUUGUUUAUCAUCAGCCGCAAGGGGGGCACAUUACUGGCCAUUAAUGAUUUUAUUUAUAGAUCCAAUUUGAAAAGAUUUGGUCCCAUGGGUGAUAAAGUUUACUGGGAAUGUAUUCAUAAUCGUUCGAAAAAAUGUCGCAGUCGUUUGAAAACUAUUGGCGAUGAUUUGUAUGUGACCAAUGAUAUACACAAUCAUUCCGGUGAUGGCCAACGUAUUGAGUUGGCCAGAAGAUCGGGUAUGUUGAUCUAUAAAAAGUUUAGUGCAAUUGGUUUAAUACCAAAUAAACCACCUUUUCAAUGAGUAUUAUUUCUUAUUUACAU
This is a messenger RNA of Lucilia sericata (common green bottle fly), 448 nucleotides long. RefSeq lists its product as uncharacterized. NCBI's taxonomy places the organism in Eukaryota, Metazoa, Arthropoda, Insecta, Diptera, Calliphoridae. The transcript has 2 exons. The record is from RefSeq and is a predicted model, not a curated record. The coding region runs from base 99 to 428 and encodes 109 amino acids.